UAAUCUAUCUAAACUCCCCUUCACUUUGCUGUUUCUUUCACCACCUCUCUAUAUGUACUCUUAAUCUUUUCUCCUCUCUCCGCUACUCCUCUUUCUCUGUCUCCCUCUUUGGCGCUCGCGCGCGAGUACGACCUGACCUAGGCGAAGCGUCUCCAUGUACUUCCGGGUCGCCGGAGCGAAACGGGAAGGUCGGUCGCUCGCUUUUGGUCGGCGAUUACGGUCAGUCGGCUGGUUGGUUGGUUUUGGUUUAGAUUUCGUUCGGGUUUUUCUGUGGUUAGGUUAGGUUUGUUUGUUUGUGUGUGUGAGAGAGAGAGAGAGAGAGUGUCUUGGUUGUGUUGCGUUUUUUUAUCCCCCCUCCUCUUUCUUCUCCUUCCUCUUCUUUUUUCUUCUCCGUUUCUGUGGGAGGAAGGAGGGAAGAAAGAAAGAAAGAGCGAGAGAGGGCCGAAUGAAAGAAGGUGAGGGAAUAGAGACGGCUUAAUGGUUAAUGGUUAAACGUUAACAAAAAGGAAAAAAAAAAAAGAAAACAGAAAAGACAAAGUACGAAGCAGUAAGCCACAUGCGGUUCAUUUAAAAUUAUUAUUACCCAUAGACCUCCUUCACAUCGCUUUGGACGGUUGUUUCUUAUACUUUUUUUGGUCGACAAUGCCUAGAAGAAAACAGAACUGCCCUAAACGUUUGAAAUGUAAGUAUCUUCAUCUGUCCUGUCGUGAUUUAUAACUUUCUGUCUGAAUAUUUACUUCUCAAACAAACACUGGCACAUUUUGGAGCUGUUCUCAGUUAAUUAACGCAUUUCCAUUCUAUAAGCUUCAGAUGAAGAUAACAGCAUGAAACAGAAAUCAAAUGACUCAGUAGAAGGUGACGGAGACAAAGAUCUGGAUGAUGAACAGGACUCUAAUUCACAGUCAAGCCAACCAGACAAUGAAUCCGACUUUGGAUCUCCGCCAGAACAACCAAGCCCUCAAGCCAAAGGUCAGGUGAAAGUGGAAUCGAAAAUACUGACUCCACCGCCACCGCCACCACCACCACCUGUGUGCACCCCUACAAAAGGAUCACCGCUCAGAGACAUGACACCACCAUCUCCACUACGUCGUAGUUCAGUCAUUACAGACAAUUCGUUGUCUGGUCAGUCAUCAGUAACGUUACCACCUCACACCGCUACAGCAACCAUACCGGUGUCAGUUAUCACUCGGACUAUUUCCCAUUCUUCACACAAUCUGACCACAUCGAGACAAAGUGUCCGGGAUCAGUACAAACCCAUCAACGGUCUAUAUCGGUCACUUGGUAGUAGUGUUAGCCAUAGCAGUAACAACAGUACCACGUCCGGUAGUCAUCACACUAGCCAUCACCGUAGCAACAAUGCUCAUUCACAUAUCAUCAACAACACCGCUAACAGCAGCACCAACACCAUGACAUCAAAUACAACUCCAUCCCGAACAACAAACCAUCACAUGACAGCCAGCUCUAGCAGUAAUUCCGACGAACCAUUGGAUUUGUCAAAGAAAACCAAAACCAAAACUCACACAUCACCCCUCUCAGUCUCGAAUGGCAUCAGUGGGGGUUUGUCUUCAAGUUUGAAGAGUCUCCAACAACGGUUUGGCGGUGAUUUCCACAUAAAUGGUACCAAUAUCCGAGUGAACAAAUCCAUCGAAGAUCCAGUAGUUAUCAGUCAGCUUCCAGUCAAUCACUUCAGCACAAGUCACCUGAUCAGUAGCAAUCUGUCCGACUAUAGCAACAAUGUCAACACAGAUGUAGGGUCCAGUCUGAAGGUGAACAGCAACAAUUCGUUGAUGAGUCAAAUGGUGGAGACACCGAGUGACAGCUGCACGGAAGGUGGCAGCGGCAGCAGCCGAUACACAACACACAGGUGCUCUUGUCAGAAGGUAUUUAGCACACUGUAUGACUUGAGUAUCCAUCUUCAAGAGACACAUCACAUACCUCCUGGCAGCAAAGAUGCUAGUCUGAUGGAGUACCCAAAACUUGUACGAGGUCAGGAUAUGUGGCUAAACCAGGAGUCCGAACAGACCAGGCGUAUUCUGCGUUGCAUGCAGUGUGGCGAGUCAUUUAAGACACUUCCUGAGUUGACUUUGCAUAUGAUGCAAACUCAACACUAUACGAAAAUUGUCAGUUCAGAUCAUGGUCGCAGGUCACAUAAAUGCUCCUCUUACUGUGAUCGAGAUCUUGAAAAAGAGUGUAUCUUUAAGUGUAAGGUUUGCCAGGAGACCUACAAUGAUAUGGAAGGUUUAGCAAACCACAUGAUUAUGUCAGGACAUCACAAGAAACAAAUUCUACGUUCUUAUAAUUCCCCAGAAAUCCUGUUACGAGCACGACGGAAGCGUCCCUUCAGCAGCGAGGACAAGCUUGGUCUAGGUGCUAACCCCACUGUUGCAACUUUAUUGGAGUUUAAACGCAAAUGUGUCAGCCACGAGAGCUUAAACAGUCCAAAUGUAAAGUUCACUGAUAUAGUUGCCAAAGAUGAAGAUGGCUAUAUUACUUGUGAGAACUGUGGAAAAUGCAUUGAGAUGCAGGUAUUUGUAGAACAUAUCCGCACAUGUGUACGGCAGCGAUCAGGUGUCAUCGAUGCCCUAAAGAUGAAACUGAACGCUGACGAUGAUCAGCGCCGACAACAGAAAAAGGUUGAAACUCCAAACGCAAACACAGGUUCCAAUAUCAGUAAUCCAGUCCGAAAAACAAGCCCUAAUCGGCCAACAGUUCCUGACAGCACAGAUUAUGAUAUCACCAAAGUAAAAACCGAGCCGAAAGAAGUGGAUGAAAGGUGUGAUAGUUUGAAGGAAGUACCAGUGUGUAGUCCAUCGAAAUUGGAACCAAAAACUGAGAUUAUGGAAAGCUCAACACCUGAAGAGAAAGUAAAUAAUCUGAAAGUGAUACUUCCUCGAGUUUCUGAAGAGGACAGCAACGGUAACAGUAACAACAACACAACAAAUAUCCGUAAAGAAACAGAUAAGGUACACUUAGACAUAAUCGAUCCUGGUUGCAGCGAUACAGGUGGACUUUCAGCACUUCGAGCAAUGGAAUCAUUUAUACAAAAGAGUUUCAAAACUAAAUUUGAUAAGAGUAGUAGUCAUAAAGAAGUGUCCAACAACACCAGCUCUUCAAGCAGCUCGACAACAGCAGUCACCCAAGAAAUUAAACGAGUAACGACACCUGAAAGCCCAUCGUCGAGAUACAUCCAGAUUCCAAGCCAACAGAAACCUAGUCUGCGAAGUAGUUCUUACUUUCCGACUGUGCCUUCGAGCCAGCCUGCUUUGUGCCAGGAAACAAACGACGAAGGUGGCUCGGAGCAAGAAAGUAACGAGUCCUUCAAAACGGCCGGCAAAGAACUACAGUCUUUAUCAGAUAUGUGCGAACAGAUUACAAAGCAAGUGAACACACCAAGUGUAAAAUCCGAAGAGAAGAUUCUGUCCAGUUCCAGUGAUAUCAAUAAAGAAGAGAAUUCCAAGAGCCCCACUGCAAGUGCUGAGAAGAAACUGUGUAAAGAAGCCCUUGAAGAAAAAUACCUUCAGCUGCCGCCAACUACAGAGCCUAGCUCUUCACAUUCCUCUGCUCUCGACUCUUUAAGCAGUUUUGUCUAUGGUCAGCCUAUGACAUGUGAACAUCCCUUAGAUAGCUUACAAAAACUGAUAACAAACACAGAUAGCAUGAAAUUACCCUCAAACGAUAGUCAUCCCUCCAAGUGCCAGACAGUUAUUCCCUCUUCAUCGCCAGAGAUUGCUAUUCCAUUGAAUUUAUCGACAAAAUGUCAAAAAGAUGAAGAUAAGGAAAAAGUUUCUGACCGGGAAGAAUCGUCUGUCUUGGACAAUUCUACUGAUGCUGGCCAUGGGGAUCUAACUUCUCCGGCCAGCGAUUCUGACAGUGGUGAUUAUAAAUGUCCAGCCUGUAGUCGGCAGUGUGCGUCGAAAGGCUCCUGUCGCUACCACCUGAGCCGGUGUCAUUUGUCAUCUGUGAAAAAAUUUAGCAUUCGUGAUCCGUUCAGCAUGAGUCCAUUUGUCUAUCUACCUCUGGAUCAUACGGCUAAGUUUACCAAAUACUAUGAGAUGGCACAUGAACUUGCAAACAAGGGCAGUGUCUCACAUGAACUCACUGCGAAGGGCAAGUAACCACAAUCACAAAUAUUGUGGUAACUCAGCUCUAGAAAUAAAAUAAAAAUGAAAAAAAUAAAAUAAGAUAAAAUAUUAUAAAUACAGAUAUCUAUAUUGACGUGUGAUGGUGUAUGUGUAUAUGUGUGUGCGUGUGUGCAUGUGUGUGUAUAUGUCACCAUAUACGUCUGUGUAUGAUUGUGUACGAGUGUACAUACAUGUAUAUAUAUAUAUGUAUGUGUGUGUAUAUAUGUAUAUAUAUAUAUAAAUGAAUAUACAUAUGUGUAUGGAUGUAUGUAUAUUUACAUGCAUAUAUAUAUCUAUCUAUGUAUGUAUAUAUGUAUAUUAUGACAAUUCAAUGUAUGUUAAUUUGCAUACAAGAAGUGUGUGUAUUACAAUUAUUAUUAUGAUAAUUACUAUUAAUAUAAUUAUAAUUAUUAUAAUUAUUAUUAUUAUAAUUAUUAUUAUGCAAGGAUAUUCUUGUAAUCUUUAUUAUCAUUGAUAUAUAAAUAUCUCCCCAUCCCCUUCUCAUUCCAACACACCAGGAGUUCGCUAUUUUUUCCUCUCUCGUCUUCUUUCAUUGUUUUUUUUUGUUUUUUUUUCCUCUCAAAAUAUUAUAAAAAAAAAAUUCAUUAAAAUUGUUUCACUUUUUUUUCAAA
Octopus bimaculoides (California two-spot octopus) is the source of this 4753-nucleotide messenger RNA. RefSeq lists its product as uncharacterized. Gene Ontology annotation, biological process: regulation of transcription by RNA polymerase II. Lineage: Eukaryota; Metazoa; Mollusca; Cephalopoda; Octopoda; Octopodidae. Gene Ontology annotation, molecular function: DNA-binding transcription factor activity, RNA polymerase II-specific; DNA binding. Gene Ontology annotation, cellular component: nucleus. The record is from RefSeq and is a predicted model, not a curated record.